GUGGGAAACUGCACAAGUGAAUCAGAAUUCCUUCUACUUGGUCUCUCAGAUGAUCCAGAAGUGCAGCCCAUACUCUUUGGACUGUUCCUGUCCAUGUACCUGGUCACAGUGCUUGGGAACCUGUUCAUCAUCCUGGCUGUCAGCUCUGACUCCCACCUCCACACCCCCAUGUAUUUCUUCCUUUCCAACCUGUCCUUGGUUGACAUCUGCUUCAUCUCCAACACAGUCCCAAAGAUGCUGGUGAACAUCCAGGCAGAGAAGAAAGGCAUCUCCUACAUAGAGUGCCUGACUCAGGCAUAUUUUUUAAAUACUUUUGCUGGAAUGGAGAAUUUCCUCCUGACCAUCAUGGCCUAUGACCGUUUUGUGGCCAUCUGCCACCCCCUCAACUACACAGUCAUAAUGAAUUCCCUGUUCUGUGUCCUCCUGGUUCUGCUGUCUUGGCUUCUCAUGUUCUGGGUCUCUUUGAUGGACAUCCUACUGGUGAAGAGACUGACCUUCUCCACUAGUGCUGAAAUCCCACACUUCUUCUGUGGAAUGGCUCAACUCUUCCAGGUGGCGACUUCUGGUACGCUUUUCACCAAUAUCGUUCUCUAUGUGGGCACCACUGUGCUAGGUGUGUUUCCUAUGACUGGGAUUCUCUUCUCUUACUUUCAGAUUGUCUCUUCCUUAUUGAAGAUGUCCUCCUCUGUUGGCAAGUAUAAAGCAUUUUCCACCUGUGGGUCCCACCUCUGUGUGGUCGCCUUAUUCUAUGGAACAGGACUUGGGGUUUACCUCAGUUCUGCUGUGACCAUUUCUUCCCAGAGAACCAUGAUAGCCUCAGUGAUGUACACUGUGGUCACCCCCAUGCUGAACCCCUUCAUCUACAGCCUGAGGAACAAGGAUGUGAAGGGGGCCCUGGGGAGACUCCUCAGCAGAGCAGCCUCUGGCCCUUGA
Molecule: messenger RNA, 933 nt
Organism: Sciurus carolinensis (gray squirrel)
Lineage: Eukaryota; Metazoa; Chordata; Mammalia; Rodentia; Sciuridae
Product: olfactory receptor 7D4-like
Exons: 1
Coding region: 94-933 (279 amino acids)
Biological process (GO): G protein-coupled receptor signaling pathway
Cellular component (GO): membrane
Molecular function (GO): G protein-coupled receptor activity; olfactory receptor activity
Source: RefSeq, a predicted model, not a curated record